Messenger RNA from Pygocentrus nattereri (red-bellied piranha), 1577 nucleotides. It is a transcript of the gene gja3, whose product is annotated as gap junction protein, alpha 3. Gene Ontology annotation, cellular component: connexin complex. NCBI's taxonomy places the organism in Eukaryota, Metazoa, Chordata, Actinopteri, Characiformes, Serrasalmidae. The coding region runs from base 257 to 1573 and encodes 438 amino acids. The record is from RefSeq and is a predicted model, not a curated record. Gene Ontology annotation, biological process: cell communication. The transcript is spliced from 3 exons.
GAUUGGGAGAGAGCUGCGCCUCGCCACAGCCGGUCUCCACGUCCGAACCGACUCGAAAAACUAGCUCUUUUCCCGCAAACGGCAAAAGGUCGCCCCCGGGUCCACGUGUGAAGAAGUUUUUGUGCAUGAAUAAGUUGGCUGGCUGCUUUCAAAAGAGUUUGGUGUCCUAAAUAGCGAACCUUAGUCGAUGGAUUUACCACUCUCAAUACAAGAACAUUUUAACUGUACUUUCUCCCUAGGCUAGAAAUCGUGAAGCAUGGGUGACUGGAGCUUUCUUGGGCGGCUGUUGGAGAAUGCACAGGAACACUCUACAGUGAUCGGCAAGGUCUGGCUGACUGUCCUCUUCAUCUUUAGGAUCCUGGUGUUAGGAGCGGCGGCGGAGGAAGUGUGGGGCGAUGAGCAGUCGGACUUCACCUGCAACACGCAGCAGCCCGGUUGCGAGAACGUCUGCUACGAUGAGGCUUUCCCCAUCUCGCACAUCCGCUUCUGGGUCCUGCAGAUCAUAUUUGUGUCCACGCCCACUCUCAUUUACCUGGGUCACGUACUGCACAUUGUCCGCAUGGAGGAGAAGCGCAAAGAGAGGGAGGAGGAACUGCGAAAGGCCAGCAGACUCCAGGAGGAGAAAGAACUCCUGUAUAGAAACGGAGGGGGAGGGGAGGUUGGCAGAGGAGGAGGAGGUGGGGGGGGUGGCGGCAGUGGCAAAAAGGAGAAACCGCCAAUCAGAGACGAGCACGGCAAAAUCCGCAUCAGGGGAGCCCUGUUGCGUACCUACGUGUUCAACAUCAUUUUCAAGACCCUCUUUGAGGUGGGCUUCAUUUUAGGUCAGUAUUUUCUUUAUGGCUUCCAGCUCAGGCCGCUGUACAAGUGCGCGCGGUGGCCCUGCCCCAAUACCGUGGACUGCUUCAUCUCCAGGCCCACGGAAAAGACCAUCUUCAUCAUAUUUAUGCUUGUGGUGGCUUGCGUGUCUCUUUUGCUGAAUCUGUUAGAGAUCUAUCACCUUGGAUGGAAGAAGGUGAAGCAGGGCAUGACCAACGAAUGUGUCCCUGACCACGAGUCACUAGAUCACACUGAGGCGGUGGAGACAGAGUCCAUGACCACUACCCCCAGAACUGCCCCUCCCACCCUUAGCUACCCACCCAACUACAGCGAGGCCACGGCCGAGUUCAAGAUGGAUCCUCUGCACCAAGAGCUUCAGGAGCCCUCCCCUUUCUACAUUAGCAACAACAACAACCACAGGCUUGCUGCCGAGCAGAACUGGGCUAACCUGGCCACCGAGCAGCAGACUCGGGAGAUGAAGGCCACUGCUCCCACUCCCCCCUCUUCCUCCUCCUCUUCCUCCUCCAUGUCCUCCUCCUCUGAUAACAAGCACCAGCCCAGAGAAGAUGCUCCCCCCACCAGUGUUCCUAGCUCGAGUGGUGGCAGCUUAAAUGGCAGAAAGAGUGAAUUUGAGGAAGGAAAGGUCACUACUGUGGAGAUGCACGAGCCGCCUAACACGCUCACUGACCUCCGGCGGCUGAGCAGGGCUAGCAAAGCGAGCAGCGUAAGAGCAAGGCACAACGAUCUGGCUGUCUAGUGAC